This is a messenger RNA of Chelonus insularis, 1842 nucleotides long. Its product is annotated as dnaJ homolog subfamily B member 6-like. Gene Ontology annotation, molecular function: Hsp70 protein binding. NCBI's taxonomy places the organism in Eukaryota, Metazoa, Arthropoda, Insecta, Hymenoptera, Braconidae. Bases 385 to 1242 code for a protein of 285 amino acids. The transcript has 8 exons. The record is from RefSeq and is a predicted model, not a curated record.
CUGUAACUGAUUAGUUUGGAAGAGUUUUCAUAACUAUAAAUUCUUGUAUUUUCUUUAUUCAUUUUCAAUAAAUUUCUAUUUGAUUUUUAGAUAAUUCCACUGAAAGCUGCCAUAUUGGCUCAAUAACAAAAGCGUUGCUUGGGUCGUACGUGUAUGUAGCUAAGUUCAAGUUUCAGUCGAUUUUCUCCACCUUUGUCGUAAAGUCUCGUCCGUUACGUCCAUCCACGGAGUGAGACUGUGGUUACAAUAUUAAAAAAGUUAUAAUAAGGAAGUGAUUUGACAAUUCAGUGUAUUUUAUUUGUGAUAACUAGUGACUGUGACCUGGUGGUCCUGCCGACUCGCUAUAGCGAGUAACUCAAAUAUCGGCGUAGACAAACAAAGAUCAUGGUAGACUACUACAGAACUCUUGAUGUGUCACGGUCGGCUACGGCUGUGGAAAUAAAAAAAGCAUACCGCAAAUUAGCUCUUAAAUGGCAUCCAGAUAAAAACCCUAACAAUCUUGAAGAAUCUACAAGGAGGUUUAAAGAAAUCUCAGAGGCAUAUGAAGUAUUAGUUGAUGAAAAGAAAAGGAAAAUUUAUGACCAGUAUGGCAAAGAAGGCCUGCAAAUUCCAGGAAAUAAACGCAGACAUGAAGAUGACUUUGAACCUCACUUCCGUGAAUGGUUCGCUUUCAGAGAUCCAGAGGAAGUUUUCCGAGAAUUCUUCCAUGGUUCUCCAUUUGAUGAUUUAUUUGACGUUCUAAAUGGACAGAUGGGUCAUCACAUGGGCCAUAGACAUAAUAAUGUACGACAUCAUUUACAUUCUCCUUUUGGAGCUUUAGAUCUCAGUCUUUCAUCGCCAUUUGGAUUUUUCGGACCUACUCCAGAUGUGUUCGCUUCAUUUAACAGUUUUGCAGCAAAUGUAGGAGCUCCUUCUGGUGCAUCCGUGCGUAAAAUAAAUACUUCAACACGAUUUAUUAAUGGGAAGAAAAUAACUACACAAAAGGUUGUUGAAGGAGGCAAGGAGACUAUCAUGUUUUAUGAAAAUGAUGUCUUAAAAUCUAAAACCGUCAACGGCGUUCCUCAAUCUAUCACGUUGAAUGAAGCAUCGACGAGUCGUCAAGUAAAUGACAAAAUUGCUGAUACAUCAUCCUCAAGUAGUAUCGGUCAUGGUAGUCAGUCUAAAAUACCACACAUGGAAAAAAACAGGACAAAAUCACAUCACCAUACAAUCAUGAAGCACGAGAAAAAUAAACGAAAGUGAAUAUAAGUGAGAUCCAGUGAUUUGACCAAUCAAUUAAAAUAAUUCAUUAAGUCUUGGUUAUUUUUUUUUUGUCGAACUGUUCUUUCUCUCUAUAAUCUCGGCUUAUCAGUCUAUUACUAAGGGUUUUAGCUUAAAAAUCACACAUUAUAGUGUUACUGUGACUGCAUUGAAUAAAAUCCAAAGUAUAAAAAAUUCAAUAUAUCCGCCGAUGAUUAAUCUUUAGUACUUUUAUUUAUUCAUCUUUAUGAUAAUUUAUGAAAAUAAUUUGGGGAAUGUUCUGCACUAAGGUUUUGUAUGAGGAUAUAGUGUUUUAGUCGAAUAAUUUCAUUCUUUUCCAUUCAAUAUGUUUUUAAAUAAUAAAAUACUUUAGUAUAAUCAUCACUGAAGAUCCUAAUUAUUAAGAAUUAAGGGAUUGGAAGUCAUUAUCUCUGACAAACUUAUCUAGAUAUUUCAAUGAUAAUCAUUAAAAUUUAAGAAAAUGUAACCAUACGAAUCAUAGAUGUAAAAGCCUGGGAAUUAUAAUUACCACAGCAAUUGUUAUCCAUGUAAAACAUAGCCAUUGUAUGGCGCUAAAAAUAUAAUCUGGAGAAAAAAUUUUCA